UUAUUGGUUAUUUGGUAUGGCAAUUUUGGCUGCAAUUCAAACUACUGUAAACUUUAAUUAUUUCAUAACUUUAGGUGUAUGUGGUAUAGCAUUUAUGUUUAUUGAAAGAAAGUUAUAUUGGAUUGGAUUAUUUGUAAUUUUAUUAGAAUUGGUUGGUUAUGGAAUUUAUAUUGGAUUUAAUAGAGCCAUUCCAUCUCCUAGUUCUCUUGGUGUUGGUGUAGCUAAAGCUGAACCUGGUAGUGGACCUGACCCUGGUCACAUCUUUGCUUUGGGACUUGUUGCCGGCAGCUUAUCUUUUGGUGGUGCUUAUGUAACGAUACCAUUUUUACAAGCUGAAGCAGUAACAAUAGGACAAUGGAUGGCAGUGUCGACAUUUCUUGAUUCUAUUGCUAUUGGAAACAUAGUUCCCUCACCAUUAGUAAUGUUCUCCACAUUUAUAGGUUUUCAAGCUGGUUAUCUCUGGGGAGGUUAUAGUAUAGGCUUUGGCUUUCUAGGUGGUUUACUCAUAGCUGUAGGAAUGCUUUUUCCAUGCUUUUUAUUUACAAUAUUAGGACAUAAUUUACUUGAAAAAUUAGUUCGCAAUAAAUUUCUAGCAGCAUUUUUUGAUGGUAUUUCUGGAACUGUUGUUGGAAUUAUUGCUAUAACUGCAAUUAAUUUACUUAAUUCUUCAAUAACAUCUACAACAGGUCUUGCGGAUGUAUCACAACAAGAUUUACCUAUUAUUCUAGCAAAAAAUAGUAGUAUUGCGGCUGUAUUAUAUAUUUUGACUUUGGCCGCUUUGUAUGGAUAUAAAAAACCAUAUUUAUCCUUAUGGUUAGUAAUUUUUGGUGCUAUAGCUGGACAAUUUUUAUUUGUUAAUAAUUAA
This is a messenger RNA of Dentiscutata erythropus, 865 nucleotides long. The record is from the annotation of a GenBank genome assembly. Lineage: Eukaryota; Fungi; Glomeromycota; Glomeromycetes; Diversisporales; Gigasporaceae.